Molecule: messenger RNA, 3579 nt
Organism: Myodes glareolus (Bank vole)
Lineage: Eukaryota; Metazoa; Chordata; Mammalia; Rodentia; Cricetidae
Gene: Cnot6
Product: CCR4-NOT transcription complex subunit 6
Molecular function (GO): poly(A)-specific ribonuclease activity; protein binding
Source: RefSeq, a predicted model, not a curated record
GCGCCUGAGGAGGGGGAAACAAAGAGCGGCGGCUGAGGCGGCUGAGGAGCGGCGGCGGCGGCGGCGGCGCUGCAGCAGCGGGCGGGACUGGUAUGGUGGUUCCACAGGGCAGACCCCGCUGCACUCACCGGGAGGAGGAGGCGGCGGCAGCGGCGGAGGAAGGCGGCGCGGCUCGAGAGGCAUGCCCAAAGAAAAAUACGAGCCCCCUGACCCUCGGAGGAUGUAUACAAUUAUGUCCUCUGAGGAAGCAGCAAAUGGAAAGAAAUCACAUUGGGCAGAGCUUGAAAUAAGUGGAAAAGUAAGAAGCUUAAGCUCAUCUUUGUGGUCACUAACUCACUUGACAGCUUUGCAUCUGAGUGACAAUUCCCUGUCCUGUAUUCCUUCAGACAUUGCCAAGCUUCACAAUCUGCUAUAUCUGGACCUGUCCCAUAACCAAAUCCAGAGUUUACCGGCAGAACUCGGAAACAUGGUAUCACUCAGGGAGCUCCAUUUAAAUUACAACCAGUUACGAGUUCUACCUUUUGAGCUGGGAAAACUGUUUCAGUUACAGACUUUAAGCCUGAAAGGAAAUCCACUUACCCAAGAUAUAUUGAACCUCUGUCUGGAGCCAGAUGGAACAAGAAGGCUACUGAACUACUUGCUCGAUAAUUUGUCAGGUACUGCAAAAAGAAUUUCAACAGAACAACCACCUCCAAGAUCGUGGAUCAUGUUACAAGAACCAGACAGAACAAGACCAACGGCCUUGUUUUCUGUCAUGUGCUAUAAUGUUCUUUGUGAUAAAUAUGCGACCCGGCAGUUAUACGGCUACUGUCCGUCAUGGGCGUUAAACUGGGACUACAGGAAAAAGGCCAUUAUUCAAGAAAUCUUGAGCUGCAAUGCUGAUAUUAUCAGUCUUCAGGAGGUCGAAACAGAACAGUAUUACAGUUUUUUUCUGGUAGAACUGAAAGAACGUGGCUAUAAUGGAUUCUUCAGUCCUAAGUCUAGAGCUAGGACGAUGUCGGAACAAGAAAGAAAGCAUGUUGAUGGCUGUGCAAUAUUCUUCAAGACAGAAAAAUUUACUUUGGUUCAGAAACACACUGUUGAAUUUAACCAACUAGCAAUGGCGAAUUCAGAAGGGUCUGAAGCUAUGCUGAACAGAGUCAUGACAAAAGAUAACAUUGGAGUUGCUGUACUGCUAGAACUUCGAAAGGAAUUAAUUGAAAUGUCAUCUGGAAAACCACAUCUGGGAACAGAAAAACAACUUAUUCUUGUGGCUAAUGCUCAUAUGCAUUGGGACCCUGAAUAUUCAGAUGUGAAGUUGGUACAAACUAUGAUGUUCCUCUCCGAAGUGAAGAAUAUUAUUGAUAAAGCCUCUCGGAACCUCAAAUCCAGUGUAUUGGGAGAAUGUGGAACUAUUCCGCUUGUAUUAUGUGCAGAUCUGAAUUCUUUGCCAGACUCUGGUGUUGUAGAGUAUUUGAGCACUGGUGGGGUAGAGACAAAUCAUAAAGACUUUAAGGAACUGAGGUACAAUGAAAGUCUUACAAACUUCAGCUGUAACGGGAAGAAUGGUAUGACCAAUGGAAGGAUCACUCAUGGUUUCAAGUUAAAGAGUGCCUAUGAGAAUGGCCUGAUGCCUUACACGAAUUACACAUUUGAUUUCAAGGGUAUAAUUGACUACAUCUUCUAUUCUAAACCUCAGCUGAAUACUUUGGCCAUCCUGGGACCUCUGGACCACCAUUGGCUAGUUGAAAAUAAUAUCAGCGGCUGCCCACAUCCACUUAUUCCCUCCGACCACUUCUCACUUUUUGCACAAUUGGAGCUCUUACUGCCUUUCCUGCCCCAAGUUAAUGGCAUUCACCUUCCUGGCAGGAGGUAGUCAAGUACUUUCAGAAGACCUCAGAUUUACUUGUAAACUCAUGAAAAUCUGAAUAUAGGGGAGUGAGGUAUGGCCAAUAGGGAUUUUUCUCAAUGAUCAUUUGAAUUUUCAGUCUGAUUAUUUGAUAAAGGAUAUAGUAUGAAAGCCAGGUGCUAGCAACAGACAAAUUCUGAGCCCAGUAUGCUUUAUAUACUGCUAGACAGGGACUGGUGUGUUUACACCUAUCUUUUAAUUUGUUACCAGUAAUUUUCCUGUUUCUUCUCUCCAAUGUAUAUUGUCAUGCCUUGAAAUAGGAUUUGUGAGCAGUGUGCUGUUUGCACAGAAAUCACAGCACUGUUGUCUGAGGCCAGUAGUCAUACCCGAGACCACUCUUCCAGACUGUACUCCUUUUUUUUUUUUUCAGACUUGUUUGUAAAAUGAUAGUUUGAAUUUAGUCUUUAUGAUUGUAUAUGAUCCACAGAAGACAUGAUUUAUGAAAUUUUGUACUUAAAAAAAUUGAAAACAGUUGUAAGCUAAGGUUUUUUUGUUUUUGUUUUUUGUUUUGUUUUGUUUUUUUUUAACCUGUGUCCUAUGUUCUGAAAGCCAGCUGGUAACAAAGUUGCAACAGACUUUCUCUGCAGUGAUUUGCACUGUUAGGGUUUUGUUAGCCCUUUUGUACUACUUUAUUUUUAAAUUGAGAACAUUACUCUUUAAAUGUAAGUUUGCUUAGACCUUGGGAUAUUUUCUUGGACCAGAGGCAACUUAUGUAUGAAUUCCUGGAUUUCUAUGGAAACUUCCUACCAGGACAGAUGAGCUGAUCUGUGGGCAGUUGUGGACUGAAUAGGAUAGUUGACAGAUGUACAUUUUGGUAUUUUUAAAUCUUUAACUUUUUAAGUUAAAAAUUUACAGCUGUUUAGGUACAGCUUCUAAGUUCUUCCUGAGACAUUUUCUGUUCUGUCUCCACUGUGCCUGCCUAAAUUUGUUCUCACCAAGCACUGCCUGUGCAUGCAGAGAAAAUCUGUGCAUCUUUUAUAUUUUUUAAAAACUAACAUUUGUGAGACUUUUAUGAAAAUGCUUUUGUAUGAGCUGUGGCUUUUCCUCGUUGUGAAGCGUUGGAUAGCACAUUCUGGAACAUGUUCUUGGGUCCUGGGUCUUUGCUCACAGACCCAAGCACUGCUUCUUGGUGCCAUUGCACCCAGAGUACCACUAUCAUGUGUAUUCCUUAUUUUCUUAUGUUUUAAAAAAUCAUUCCUUUUUUAAAAGAAGAGUAAUUUUCUGUUUAUGAAGCAGUAUAAAUUAGUUGCAUUUUCAAAACAGGUUCCCUAAGACAAUUGUUUGGAUCAUUUUUAAAGUGACUAAGGAAUUAUAAUAUGUCAACCAAGAUGAAAGUUAUACUGUACCCUAUAUUUUGCCCAUAGUGCCAUUAGUAGAUUAGAAAUUAAAGUCACCUUUAACUUUACAAAGUUAACUUGUAUAUGUUCUGUUCUCAGUCAUUGGUUCUCUCAAAAUCAAAUGAAUUCAGAGGGAACUUGUCUGGCUGCUUUUGUUUCAACUGCAGGCAGUGGAGCAGAAGGACGCCGUGUGGCACUAAAAUGAACUGUUGAGUAGUAACAGUUUUAUACAGAGACUGAGCCAUUUUGGAUGACUCAAAAUUUUAUGAGAAAACAUUUAAUUGCUUAUGCUGUUUUUAAGAGGAAAUAAAAUUACAUACUGUUUAAAUAAAUGAAUUUUUUCUUUUUAAGAAA